Molecule: messenger RNA, 1980 nt
Organism: Cladocopium goreaui
Lineage: Eukaryota; Dinophyceae; Suessiales; Symbiodiniaceae
Source: the annotation of a GenBank genome assembly
AUGCCUGUCCGACGGCGACUCUGUGGUAAGCAGCCGCCGCCAGACGGCCCCCCUGACCGGGAGGCACGCAAGCAGCUGCUGAUAUGGCUGCGCGACAAAUGGGCUGCGCAGCGAAUGGCCGCUCGGAAUGAGCACGGACACGCCAAGCGGCAGCGGUGGAGAGCUUCAUUUGCACAAGCCGACAGGCCGCAGAUUUUGCGCGACAUGUUGCCGCAAAUUCCUGUGAAGUUUGCACGUGCUGCACGUGACCUACUGGCAGGGUGGCAUGUCGAAGAGCCGAUUGUCAACGAGCCAUCGCCGCAAGCAUACAAGGGCACUGGUACUAUGUUCCGAUACAGUGGCUCCUUUAGCAUGAUUGAGCAUCAACCUUCCUUGGACCUGCUUGCGGCAGGACCAUCUGUCGACAUUGAUCUGCUCAGUGCCGGCCUACGAAACGCACCGCAGGUGCUUGCCAUUUGGGAUGACUUUCAAAGUUGGAUGACCGAGCUCGGCAACAAGUACCGCUUUGAACGGGUCAGCACCGCCCUGGAGCUCCACACAGAGGUGACGCUGCAACGCAGAGUGCCUUCCAUUCACUUGCACAUGAUGUUUGACACCCGCGACUCGGCAGCAAUGCGGGCUCGUGGGCGGUCAGUCCGUCGUGCACUGGAUCAAGGGCACUUUUAUCUCCAAGUGGAGAAGAAAGGGUCCAUUUUUCGCCAGACCACUUGCCCAGCAUACCAGACUUUCACAGUGAGCCCCGACUGGGUGACUGGACUUUGGCAGGGGGAUAAGAUUAACAAGGAGUGUGCCGAGCAGCACUACGUCCAAUGCAAGCGCAACAUUCGUGCUUACUGUGAGAACCUGAAGUACCAUGGCCAGAAACAACGGGAGCUGUACAUUCAGCAGCAGCAGGCUGCUGCAGCAGAGCUCUUGCGCCCACUGCAGAAAGAGCCAGUGGAACUACCAGAAGUGACGCAGCUGUUCUUGCCACAGUUCACGCGGCCUAUGCAUCGCCGAAAAUUCUUGGUGCUGAAUGGCCCAACGCGCCUGGGGAAGACUGUCUAUGCACGGUCUCUCUUUGGCGCAGAUCACACGUAUGAAACCAAUUGUUCCGGGGUGUUGGAGCCCGACAUGAGGGAAUAUGAUGUGCUACGGCACCGGUGUGUGGUGUUUGAUGAAGCUAGUGUCCAUCUUGUCUUGAAGCACAAAAAAUUGUUUCAGGCGCCGCCUGCCGAAAUUUCACUUGGGCACUCGGCGACAGGCAUGUAUGUUUAUCGCAUCUGGGUUUGGAAUGUCGCUCUCAUUGUCACAUCCAAUGUCUGGACCACACUGGAGCAGCUCGCUGCAGAAGAUCGGGAAUGGCUAGAAGGGAAUGCGAGUCUCCAUAUUGUCUGCCUGUGUGACACACGGCUUGCCGGCGUCCCUGUGCAUGCCAUGAUGCCGGAUGCAGCUGCAGCUGAAGUAGUCCGAUUACAGCAAGCUUUAGUGGCUAACCGGAACGAGUUGAAAGGCGCUUACCAGCAGGCCAGACGGCAGCAAAAGAGAGUGCAAUGUUGUGGCCUGGGGCCUGCAGCUCGCCGAACGACCCUAGCUGUGUAUGUGCUGUCCAACUACAACAUAGCUCUCGCUGUCCGCGUGGCUUGCAGGUUAUCCACGUACAAGCGCCCUGAGGAUGCUGGGUUCCCAACAGCUGCAGCCCUAGAAGAGCUUUUUUUGGAAUCCCCGCCAACAGACUGGCUGGAAUUCGGCGAGCUAGCAGCGCAGAGGGCACACGCCUUUUUGGCAGAGGCCGCAACUUCGGAUUGGGUGCGUGAUUGCAAUGUCUUGCAUGGUGUGGCCCCUUCCUCGAUGGACGUCUUCUUGCACUGGGAGCAUGCCUUUAUCGGCCAUCGGCUCGACGUGGGUGUCCCUCCGCGACGCUACGUGAACAAGUGGGCGCAGAAGUGGCGUGCGCGUUGGGGUGUCCGCCGCAAAGUGUUGAAACAGGUGGUGCACAAG